This is a messenger RNA of Parnassius apollo (apollo), 459 nucleotides long. The record is from the annotation of a GenBank genome assembly. Lineage: Eukaryota; Metazoa; Arthropoda; Insecta; Lepidoptera; Papilionidae.
AUGUCUAAAGUAACAAAGAGGAAACAUGUAAUGAAUGAAGCGCUGUGGGAUGAUUACGAACUUCCUAAAGAAAAUCAAAGUAUCGUUAAAGUUUUAAAGAGUAAAGGAAAUAAUCUUCAUGAGAUCACAACACCAGCUGGUGAAGAAUAUUUAGUAUCAAUGCCUACAAAGUUUAGAAAGAAUAUUUGGGUGAAAAGAGGAGACUAUAUUAUUGUUGAACCUAUACCUGAGGGUGACAAAGUGAAAGCAGAAAUUGUGAAAAUCUUGAGCAAGGACUCAAUAAAAUUCUUUAAAGAGAGUAAUGUGUGGCCAAAAGAAUUUGAGGACAGAAAGAAAGAGGUGGUAGCGGUUGAUGAUGAUGAUUUGUUUGUGAAUACUAAUAGGACACAUGUACAGCCUUAUCAAAGUGAAAGUGACUCUAGCAGUGAUGAUAGUGAAAGUGAAGAUAAUGAAAAAUAA